Drosophila virilis is the source of this 2441-nucleotide messenger RNA. RefSeq names its product bromodomain-containing protein DDB_G0270170. Lineage: Eukaryota; Metazoa; Arthropoda; Insecta; Diptera; Drosophilidae. The record is from RefSeq and is a predicted model, not a curated record. Gene Ontology annotation, biological process: regulation of DNA-templated transcription; chromatin remodeling. Gene Ontology annotation, cellular component: chromatin; nucleus.
AUCCUUGUUUUACUUGUCACUUAAAUCAUCAUUUAUCAGUUGAAAAUAGAUUCUGUUGCGUUUUAAAAACUAUCUGCAGCUAAUUAGUGAUGCCCAAUCCUAAAGGACUGUCGAUUAGACUUAAGAUUCCGACUCGUGUGCAGCCCGAGGUAGUGCCGCCGCCGGGCAGGGCUGGCGAAUAUACCAAUAAGAUACAUCACAUGAAUAAGUAUUUGUUGGAAGAAUUGUGUCAGCAGGAGUUCGCGCUGCCUUUCAUGGAGCCAGUGGACACAAAGGCACUUAAUGUGCCUACUUACUACACCAUCAUCGAGCACCCAAUGGACGUGGGCACCAUUAUUAUGCGAGUGGAGAAUAGAUACUAUCGAAGUGUCCAUGAACUUAUCAACGAUGUCAGGCUGGUGAUAAGGAACUGUUUUACAUUCAACAUGCCAGAGGCGACUGUCUAUCGCGAUGGGCAGAAGUUGGAAAAGCUCUUUCUCAAGGUGCUCGAAAAACUGCCAACGGGAGAGGAGGUACCCUACGACAAGGACAAAGCCGAAAAGUCAAUAAUGAAGCGUCAAUGUCGAUAUAGGUUAAGAAAGCUACAGGAACACACCGAUCAGAUGGAACAGGAUGGCCAGGAAUUGUUCCGCGAAAAGUGGAUGCCCUUUGCCGAAGAGAUGCACAAGCGUAACAUCAAAACGCUGGAGGAUUUUGAUAGCCAACUGGACAACAUUCUGAAGCACUGCCAUGAUCAUGGGAAGCGCAUCCUUGAGUCCUAUGAACAUGAAGCCAACCGGCUUAUAGAAGAUGAGGAAAGCGGAGACAAUGAGAAUGUAAGUGAUGAGGCCGGUAGCAAUAUGUGGCCCUGCCAUAAGCCCCUGUUUGACUGGGAAGACACCAUAAUCGAUGCCCUCGAUGAUACGCUCAUUUGCCUGAAGCAGGACGUCGUCAAAUGUCGUCUGGGUGAGCAUAAGAAGAAUAAGCAAUCCUACAGUGAGAUCCUUCUGCCUAUAUUUGUCAACGCUCAGAUUAUCAGCGAAGGUCUGUGCUCGCAAACGAAUCUGCCCGACUCCUCCGAUGAGGAGGAAAUCGAAUGGCAUCCGGAUCGCGUCAGCGAUAAGGAACGUCAUGCCAUACGGCAACAGUUCAGCAGUCUAAUUCCAGAAGCCAUAUUCGAUAUAAUGCACAUCAUUGAGCAGGCCGAAUACCGGACCGCGAGCAACGCUGACCGUAAAUAUAAUAUGAUGUACUUUAGUCCCCAGACGAUAGUCCUCAUAAAGAAGGCCAUUGAAGCGCAAAAUAAGGCCAGCCUGAAGCACGAAAAGGAACAACAAGACGUGGAAAUGCACGGCGAGCAGCAAGAUCCGGGAGAGCUGGAUAAUAUCAGAGAUCAGAAUUUAUAUUAUACAAAAACAAACACAGAUUUUGUAGGACACAACAACCAUAUAGGAGAAUACAAAGAGCAGUAUGCCGGUGGCAACCGUUUGGAGCAGCAUCAGCAGGCAAUACCAAUAUACUACCUUUCCUUGCCAGAGGCUGACCAGCAAAAGGUGGAGGAAAACAUAAUGCGGGUCCUAGACGAUUCUAGGGGCGGCAUGGAGUGGGAGGUGUUGAGCGACUGUGACUCCGAUGCCGAUGAGAACGACUGUAAAGACAAUGCGAACAGCGGCUGUGAUGACAAUGGAAACGACUGUGAUGACAAUGAGAGCUACGACUGCGACUCUAAUGAAAAUGACGAUUGUGACUCCAACGAGAACGAGGGUGAUGAUGAUGAAAACAACUACUGUGCCACCAAUAUGAAUGAAGACUGUGAAUCCAAUGAGAACGACGAUUGUGAUUCCAAUGAGAAUGGCGAAUGUGACUCUAAUGAGAAUGACGAAUGUGACUCUAAUGAGAAUGAUGAGUGUGACAUCAAUGAGAACGACGACGGCUACUCCAAUGAAAAUGACGGCUGUGACUCCAAUGAAAACGACGAAUGUGACUCUAAUGAGAACAAUGACUGUGACUCUAAUGAGAACGAUGACUGUGAUUCCGAUAUUAACAACGACUGUGACCCCAAUGAGAACGACUAUUCCUCCGACGGUGAAAUUGAUGGCCAGCCAUCAAGCCAUGCAUAUGCACAAUAUAAUAAUGUUACGCACAGCUAUUAUCAUUAAGUUCUCUGAUAUCAAAUUAAUAAUCCAAGUUAUUUUUACGAAUUGCAAAAUGCGUAAAAGACUUUACCAAUGGGGAAAAAUUAAACACAUAGUGUAUCGAAAAAUGAUUGAUUUAUUUCGAUUUCAUUUGACAUUUUUUCGGAGUUUUUUGUUUUCUUAACGUUAACUUUUCUAAUGCUUCUGCAUUUUUGUUCUUAUCAAAAUACUUUCUUGUUUUGCUUCAAAUGAUGGUGUCGGUCAUGCAUAUAGAGCUUAUAUAAUUUGUAAUUAAAAAUGUAAACUUAUUGUACCACAAUGAAAUAA